CCGUACUCUUAACGUAAACUAAAAUGGCAGCUUGAUCGCGUGGUGCAGGAAUUGUUUUUAUUAAAAAAAAAAGAAUAUUACCAACCAAAAGUGAAUUAACGGCUACAAUUUUAUUGUAACAAAAUAUCUGUACUAGAAUGGCUAAACCUAUGCAUUCCAGCAAAAGAAUGACUUGUCGAAAGAAGUAUAAAAUCAUUAAAAAGGUCAAGGAACAUAACAGAAAGCUUAGAAAGCAGGAAAAAGCUAAUGCAAAUAGAAGGGCACCAAAAGAUCCUGGCAUUCCAAAUCUGUAUCCUUUUAAAGAACAAAUGUUGAAGCAAAUUGAGGAGAAGAAACGAAAGGAAGAAGAGAUGAAGAAGAAAAGGAAAGAAUCCAAAAAGAAAGAUGUAUCACGAAAGCGAAAGUUGGAAGAUCUGCAAAAGGAUGCAGAAAAACGAGCCAAAUUAUUUGCCAAAAAACAAGCCAAUAACUCUGCUGAUCAAUUUGGGGACCCUAAGUCUGGUCCAAUUGAAUCAUCCCGUAAAUCUUUUUAUAAAGAGUUCAAAAAAGUGGUUGAGCUUUCUGAUGUUGUCAUUCAAGUUUUAGAUGCAAGAGAUCCGAUAGGCUGCAGGUGUCCUCAACUAGAGGAAUUAGUUAUGACCUCUGGUAAAAACAAGAAGAUUGUGCUUUUAUUAAAUAAAAUAGACUUGAUUCCCAAAGAUAUUGUUGAAAAAUGGCUAAAGUACUUGCGAAGUGAAUUCCCAACCGUUGCGUUUAAAGCUUCCACCCAGACACAACGGCAAAAAUUGGCACAAUCAAAAGUUCCAACCAGCAUGGCAUCUAGUGACUUAUUGCAAAGUAGCAGUUGUAUAGGAGCUGGCACUCUUCUUAAAUUGCUCGGUAACUACUGUCGCAGUGCCAACAUCAAAACAACCAUCACAGUCGGUAUUGUUGGUUUCCCUAAUGUCGGCAAAAGCAGUGUCAUUAACAGCUUGAAGCGAUCAAAAGCGUGCAGUGUCGGAUCUACACCAGGUGUCACGAAAAACAUGCAGGAAGUCCAGUUAGAUCACCACGUUAGAUUGUUGGAUUGUCCUGGUAUUGUUAUGGCAACAGGAUCAUCAGAUACACAAACGAUUCUUCGAAACGCUGUCAAGGUUGAAACUCUGGAAGAUCCGAUUCAACCAGUGGAGGCUAUUUUGAGUCGUUGCAACAAAGAGCAAGUGAUGCGAAAAUACUGCGUGGGGGAUUACAGUGAUGCGGUGGAAUUCUUGACGUUGUUUGCGAAACGAUUGGGAAAGUUGAAGAAAGGUGGAGUGCCAGAUCAGCUUGCUGCAGCUAAAGCUCUCCUGCAGGAUUGGAACAAUGGAAAAAUUACAUUUUACACUCAUCCACCGGAGCGUUCUCUGGGAGAUGGCGCUGAAACCACUGUGGUGCAAUAUUGGGGCGCUGGAUUUGAUAUAAAAGCAUUGGAGAAAGAAGAAAAAAAUGAUUUGAGUGGGCUUUUAAGUGCGAUGGGUACUGCACUUGUUCUUGACCCUGGUAAACCCGUUGCCAUGGAGGCUGAAGAUAUCGAGUCCGGAGAUGACGCUGAGGUUAGCGAUAACGACGAUGAUGAAGAAGAAGAAAUGGUGAACAGUGAUGAGGAGGUCACAAUACAGAACACAGUAAUUUCUAUGAGGACGAGAAGUAAAACAAACGAAAAGGUUAAAGAGAAAGAGGAGAAGAAGAAGGUGACAUUCGAUGACGAAGUCAACGUACAAAUCAACAAAAAGAAAAAAAAGGCUUUUAAAAGUAAACAAAAAGAAGAUAGGAAAAGAAUGAACAAGUUGUUGAGUGAGGAAGACAAUAAAAUGGAAGAUCAUGAUGAUGAUGCGUACGAUUUUAACGAAGUUUUGAAAUAGUGACUCUACAGUUACAUUUUAUUUUUAUUCAUUAUCCUCUCUCCAUAAAUGCGGCUAUAUAAACUGUCUAAAAUAUAUAUUUUUAAAGCUUGAGUUUAUAAGUACGAAUAGAAUGUUAUGUGUU
Messenger RNA from Hydractinia symbiolongicarpus, 2004 nucleotides. RefSeq names its product guanine nucleotide-binding protein-like 3 homolog. Lineage: Eukaryota; Metazoa; Cnidaria; Hydrozoa; Anthoathecata; Hydractiniidae. The record is from RefSeq and is a predicted model, not a curated record. Gene Ontology annotation, molecular function: GTP binding. The transcript has 14 exons. Gene Ontology annotation, cellular component: nucleolus. Bases 138 to 1880 code for a protein of 580 amino acids.